This is a messenger RNA of Perkinsus marinus ATCC 50983, 837 nucleotides long. Its product is annotated as Protein PPLZ12, putative. Lineage: Eukaryota; Perkinsozoa; Perkinsida; Perkinsidae. The transcript is spliced from 7 exons. The coding region runs from base 1 to 837 and encodes 278 amino acids. The record is from RefSeq and is a predicted model, not a curated record.
AUGGGAUGCAUACAGUUCGUAGCCGAAGAUGAGAUAGUAGUGGUAGAACGGUUUGGUAAAUUCGACAGACUAGCCCUACCUGGCUGCCUCUGUCUUCCUCUCCCCUGCAUUUGCACUAGUGCUGGCUCGGUCAGUGUACGUGUACGACAGCUUAAUGUACAUGUUGAGACCAAGACUAAGGACAAUGUAUUCGUCACUCUAGUCGUAGCUGUGAUGUAUGAAGCUCUUCGUGACAGAGUUUAUGAAGCUUUCUAUAAGCUCACUAAUCCUGGUACACAGAUCAACUCCUAUGUAUUCGAUGCAGUGAGAGCUUCUGUGCCAUUGCUUAAUCUUGAUGAACUAUUUGAGGAGAAGAUAAGGAUAGCCCAUCAAGUGAAGGAACAGCUGAGAAACCUCAUGGACGACUUUGGGUUCCGGAUUCAAGAGGCUUUGGUAGUUGACAUUGAGCCCGAUACCAAGGUGAAGGCAGCAAUGAAUGAGAUCAAUGCAAACCGUAGACUACGUAUUGCAUCCCAAGAGAAGGCAGAAGCAGACAAGAUAGUCACAGUUAAAAAGGCCGAGGCAGAAGCGGAGAGUAAAUUCCUACAGGGAGAAGGCAUAGCUCGUCAACGUCGUGCUAUCGUCGAUGGCCUGCGUGGAUCUGUCAGUGAGUUCAGCUCGAGGGUUGAAGGUGUUGGUCCUAAGGACGUCCUUGAAUUGGUACUCAUAACGCAGUAUUUCGAUACGUUGAAGGAUGUUGGCACCUCAUCGGAGGCAUCCACGUUGUUCCUGCCGCAUAAUCCAGGCUCCUUGGCAGACCUCAGUGCAGAGCUAAGGAGAGGUUUUACUGCUCGAUAG